Molecule: messenger RNA, 1452 nt
Organism: Magnolia sinica
Lineage: Eukaryota; Viridiplantae; Streptophyta; Magnoliopsida; Magnoliales; Magnoliaceae
Product: LIM domain-containing protein WLIM2b-like
Exons: 6
Coding region: 617-1201 (194 amino acids)
Biological process (GO): actin filament bundle assembly
Cellular component (GO): actin cytoskeleton; plasma membrane
Molecular function (GO): actin filament binding
Source: RefSeq, a predicted model, not a curated record
UUUCGCCAUUCCGCGUCCGCUCUUUCCAUUUCCCUCCUUCAGCUCGCUGCAAAAAGCGUAGUAAAAAAAAAUAAAAAUCUUAGAAUUCCCGAAAAAGAGCUGAAACCCUAGUCUCCGCCCCUUUUCCCACGGUCUCUCCUUCCAUUUUUCUGGCGAUUUCCGAUCUUUAAUCGAGAGAUUCAUAUCCGGAAAGCUCGUAGAUGCGAAAAUACCUGUCUUCUGAACUCAGAUUCUUCAACCGGCUGAAAUAGAAGCAGAUUCAGCUGCGGAAGCUCUUAGUUGUGAAGAUCUGUGAUUUCCGCGGCCUAGAUCUUUGAUCGAUGAAAUAGAAGCUGUGUUUACCUUAUCGGAAGGGAUAUCAAUCGACCUGUGCUUCUUUUUUUGCCUGAUCAAGACAUUUCGAUUUUAGAAGAUCAGCGAUUUCUGAGGUUCUGAUCGUCGAUUUUUUAAGCGGGAGAUAUCUCCUCAUUUUUGCUGUGUUCUUUCAGAUCUAGGUAUUUUACUCGAAAGAAAGCUUUUUUGCACGCAUCAGCGGCUCAGAUCUCCUCUUUCGAGGUCUAGAUCUUUGAUCUGAUGCGAUUGGAGUGAUUGCCGUGAAUCGUCGGAUCCAGGACUAAUGGCUUUCAGCGGGACGCAGCAGAAGUGUAAGGCUUGCGAUAAGACUGUCUAUGUUGUUGAUCAGUUGUCUGCCGAUGGAGUUGCUUACCAUAAAGCUUGUUUUAAAUGCAAUCACUGCAAAGGAACGCUUAAGUUGAGCAAUUACUCUUCGCUGGAAGGUGUUCUGUACUGCAAGCCUCAUUUUGAACAGCUUUUCAAGGAAACUGGCAGUUUCAACAAGAGCUUCCAGUCACCAGCUGCAAAGUCGGCAGAGAAGUUGACCCCGGAACUGACAAGAUCACCUAGCAAAGCUGCUGGCAUGUUUUCUGGGACACAAGAAAAAUGUGCUACUUGUGGUAAAACAGCAUAUCCACUGGAAAAGGUAACGGUGGAGGGCCAGGCCUAUCACAAGUCAUGCUUCAAAUGCUCCCAUGGCGGUUGUCCCAUUUCCCCAUCCAACUAUGCGGCCCUAGAAGGCAUCUUAUACUGUAAGCACCAUUUCUCCCAGCUUUUCAAGGAGAAAGGGAGCUACAACCAUCUUAUCAAGUGUGCUACCAUCAAGCGCACGUCAGCUGCAACUAUUACUGAUCUCUCAUCAUCUUAAUCAUCCAACAGCCCAUUCAUCACGUCCAGGUUUUAUGAUAAAAUAACAUUUCAAGCGUGCGCGCAUGUGUGUUUGCUUUCCCGUUCCUCUCAUCAGUUGGGGAAUUGGCAAGACUUGGGUCCUCUGGUUGUGUUUUUUGGAAACUGUCAUUGUGUAUUUUUGAUUAAUGUGAUUUGCAUUUGUUUUAUCUUGCAAAUGCAACAGCUCUAUCAUAUAUGAAUAUAUAUAUAUAGUGAUUUGGCUUGCUAUUA